Labrus bergylta (ballan wrasse) is the source of this 751-nucleotide messenger RNA. It is a transcript of the gene r3hdml, whose product is annotated as R3H domain containing-like. The record is from RefSeq and is a predicted model, not a curated record. NCBI's taxonomy places the organism in Eukaryota, Metazoa, Chordata, Actinopteri, Labriformes, Labridae.
AUGGGUGCUGCUUGUGUUCAGCUCCUGUUGGCUGCCACCCUGUGGACGACGCCCUGCAUGAGAGCCACUGCUGCUGCCCCCUCUGAGCUAUCGAGCUCCACAGAGCUGCUCAACACAACUGAGACGCAGACGCAAGCUGUGGGUGCUCCUCUCAGGAGACACAAACGAGCCGUUUCAUCCAGAGAGAUCAACGCCCUGCUGGAUUAUCACAACAGAGUCCGCUCUCAGGUUUUCCCGCCUGCAGCCAAUAUGGAGUUCAUGCUCUGGGACGAGAGUCUCGCUAAGUCAGCUGACUCUUGGGCGUCGCGAUGCGUUUGGGAUCACGGACCGACACAAGCCAUGAAAUACAUCGGACAAAACCUGUCAAUCACCUCAGGAAGGUACCAGUCCAUCACUGAUCUGGUGCGGACUUGGUACGAUGAGAGGAAUCACUUCUCCUACCCAAACAGAUGCCCAGGAUCUGUGUGCUCUCACUACACACAGAUGGUUUGGGCGAGCUCUAACAGAAUGGGAUGUGCCGUCAGAAGAUGCUCAAACAUGUUUGUGUUUGGGAAAACUUGGAGGGAGGCGACGCUGCUCGUCUGCAACUACUCCAUAAAAGGAAACUGGGUGGGAGAGGCUCCCUAUAAGAGCGGCAGGCCUUGUUCUGUCUGUCCGUCGAGCUAUGGCGGCUCCUGCUGGAGAAACCAGUGUUCACCGAACACAAAACACAAAAAACACACGAGAUAAUAACACAAAAGAGAGAUUCAAA